This is a messenger RNA of Musca vetustissima, 4938 nucleotides long. RefSeq lists its product as uncharacterized. Bases 1 to 4938 code for a protein of 1645 amino acids. Gene Ontology annotation, molecular function: protein binding. Lineage: Eukaryota; Metazoa; Arthropoda; Insecta; Diptera; Muscidae. The record is from RefSeq and is a predicted model, not a curated record. Gene Ontology annotation, cellular component: cytoskeleton. The transcript is spliced from 9 exons.
AUGCUCUUGCCUUCUGGGCGUUCGAAUGGCGACGUUCAUGCAUCCACAAUUAAUACCAAACAAUCGAACAAUUCCUUACUAACAAGAACUCCAUUAACACAAGGCAACAUUAAUUUGGACAAGAAAACGGAAAAUGUUGGCAUUCAUCUAUCGGCGACGACAUCAGCAGUACCGAACACAGACCCUUCGCAAGUCAGGCACAUUUCUCUAUCCGCUCCUACUUCAACACUUUCGACUCCAGCAUCACAUUCACCGCAAACACACGGCACAUCUACACCUACCGUUGGUGCUAUGUUGCACUGUAAUUCUCCCGGAAGUCAGAGUGAAACAGGAACAACAACAUCUGGCCGCUGCACGGACGGACCGAAAACGGCAUUCGUAACCAAUGGGAAUGUUAGUGCCAGUGUAGGAGCAUUGUCAGCCACAAGUCCAGCCAUAAUCGGCACUUGGACUGAAAUAGACCGUCAUCUGGAAACCUUGCAGGCUACUCUUAAACAUGGCUGGACUGCACAUUUGGGCAAGGACGGUCGACUCUAUUAUUGCAACCAUGUAACACAGACAGCGGGCUGGCUGCCAUCGUGUGAGGAUUGGAGUAAAAGCGAGAAACUCCCCUAUGGCUGGGAGAGAGCUAUUGAUUCAAGGGGCCGAACAUAUUUUAUAAAUCACUUGAACAAGACCUCGACGUAUGAAUCGCCAGAAUGCAUAAACUGGGAUGAGAAGCCACCGGAACCAAGAGUGGUCGUUCUGCAAAGGAGUCCCACUAUGGGCUUUGGGUUUGUUGCUGGCAGCGAACGGCCUGUGAUUGUUCGUUUUGUCACGGAGGAUGGUCCGAGUAUGAAUAAACUCCAACCUGGCGAUCACAUUCUUGCUGUUAACGGAGAAGAUGUCAUGGACGCACCUAGGGAUCGGGUAAUACAAUUGGUGAGGGCUUGUGAUGCUCAGGUGACCCUCUUGGUAUGCCAACCUGUACCGAACAGAACACCUGGUAGAAAAUCGACCUUGCUGUCGGCCGGCAAAAAGGCCAAGCUCAAGUCAAGACCCAGUCGAGUUCGUUUCGCUGAAAGCGUGUGUGUGAAUGGCGCUCCCUUAUUUCCGCCAUCUGCAUUUUCGCUAGGUGACAUUUGCGUUCCACCAAUGGCAAAUGUUUUAAAGGUUUUCCUAGAAAAUGGACAGACUAAAUCAUUUAAAUAUGACGCUACCACCACAGUACAGGACGUGGUCACCUCGCUGUUGGACAAAUUAUGUUUCACUUCGGGAGAAAUUUUUAGUCUCGUCUUGGAACACGUUAAAAGCCUAAAGCGCAACAAACUCACUCUGCUUGAUCCGGAAGAAUCCCUAGCAAAAAUUGCCUCAAGGCCGGGUGCCCACAAAUUGCGCUGUCUUUUUCGAGUGACAUUUGUACCCAUGUCGGCAGCCGAUUUAGCUCAAAAGGAUCUCAACGCCCUUGAUUACUUGUACAUGCAAUGUUGUAACGAUGUUUCCCAGGAGAGAUUUGCUCCCGAGCUGCAGCCCGAUGUCGCUUUGCGUUUGGCUGCCCUACACAUGCACCAGCAUGCCCUGGCCAAUGGCGUGCAUCCAUCCAAAUUGACGGUUAAAGUCGUAGAGCGAGAGUUCGGACUAGAAAGAUUUUUGCCUGCUACAUUGUCCGAAGGUAUGAAACGAAAGGAAUUGAGGCGAUUGAUAUCACAUUUCCUUAAAAUGAAUGCCGAGAUGACGGGAUCGUCGGGCAAAGUAUUAACACAGCUGCAGGCCAAAUUGCACUACUUGGAUAUAAUAGCCAGCUUGCCUAGUUACGGAGCAAAGUGUUUUAGCACCAACCAACGGGAAGGAGUGGAAAGGGUACUCCUUGUAAGUCCCAGGUUUGGCCUAAGUCAGAUAUCAAGUGCCAGAAAUUCGGUUCCCCAAGCAAUAUCAUCCAUUGAAGACUUCAGCCACGUCGUUGUUGUUAGAGAAGACGAUGUAACUUGCAGUGUAAGUGUCUAUAUGCAAGGCGAUCGCUUUGUAAAAUUUUUUAUGGAGGACCGAGAUGCUUGCGAAUUUUCCCUAUGUCUGGCCGGCUAUUACAGACUAAUGUCAGGUAAACCUCUUCCAGUCUCGCGAGAACGAGAACCAGAGGAUGAGGAUAAUGCCCCAUCGUAUUUGGCCCAGCACACUGUUGUACCCGCAUCAUGGAGUUAUCUAGCGCCUUUUCACAGUAGAGCUCAUAGCAUGAGCUUUAUUGUUCCACCUCCUUAUCACCCUAGCAAAGUCCAUGUAGAAGGCGAUGCCAACACAAUGGGUGAAGGAGCAUCCACCGAUGUUCUGACCAACACAAACCAUAUGUCAGUCGUGAACUCUCCUGCCAACAUGUCAUUAUUGUCAACAACAGCAAUGGAUGUUGACAUUCACAGUGUCAUGGCCACGGAGUUAUUGGAGGAAGCCAAAGAUUCGGGAAUGAGCGAUAGCAGCGGUGGCGGCAGUAACUGUGGCGACCGUUCUCAAUCCAAAAAUGAGGAAGUUCUUAGACGUGUACAAGAAAUGCAGAAAAUGGUUGAAAACUCAGAACAGUAUUUGAACGAACAGGACGAGCUAGGGCAUGACUUUAGCAGAUCUGCUUCCACAAACACUGCAUACAACGCUUCAUGGCAAAGCUCAACUAUUGGCCUGAAUAGUGGGUCCGUAAAUGCAACGGGUGUGAUCGAAUUUGACAGCGACUGUGACAGUUUAAAUAGCAGUAAGUUGUCCUCCAAUGAAGAAACUCCCCCGCAACAAGGUUCUCUGAAACAUAGCGACUCCUUAGUGUUAUUGGCUGAAACAAUCAACCAUGACUUGACGGGCAUUACACAAGGCCUCAUUUCCAUCGGGGAGAAGCCCGCGGAAAUAAGGCGAAAGAAACCCACACUUUCAGAUACAUCCAGUCCCAGGCCGGAGCGAAAAGUUAAUGGCUUCAGUCAAUUACUAAGUAAUUUGCAAGCACUAGGAGAUUUUUCACAAAGUGAGAGUGACUCAGAGUCUAUCGCUUCUCCCACAAAUUCCCCCACAGCACGAAGGCCAUCGUUGCUCAACACCAAUGGCAAGUCGUAUCAUAAACAAAAUCUAGCAUACCGCUCAAGUUUUGGCUUGCAUAGCCCAGAUAGCAAUAAUUUUGGACUGGAAACAAAGGACUAUAAUCUCAAGGAGUAUUUGAAACAACUAAAGGAAAUAAGCAAUGUUGAUAAUGAGAAUCAAGACACUGACACAGCAGCUAAAAAACUAUCCGAGAUAUAUGGUUUCGAAAUAAGAGAAGACACUUUUAUUGAGACAGAUAGUGAUUUGAUUGAUCUCCGUGCCAUACCUCCACCGCAGACGCCGGACGAACUUGAUGCACUGUCCUUGCUAAAUGCAGCACCAAAAGGCUUUGGUGAUUUUAGUAAAAAAGCAUUGUCUGAUAUAGGCGACCAAGAUUUAGAUACAUUUUUAGAGAAGGUUGUAGUAGCACCCCCAACUCAUAAGGCCACACCAGCAAAAGAAUUAACCCCGGAAGAAAUAAUGUCAUUCAUUAUACCACCACCCCCUAAUCUGGAUGAAACGGAAAAACCGUUGGAUAACAACGUUACUAUUCCCGCUGAAAGUCUAUACAGUAAUUCAUCGUGUUUGAAGAGGAAUGAACGGUCAAUAUCACCUCCGAAUAUUGUGGAGGAUAAUAAGGGCCAUGUUAUUGAAUAUGCCACCGUGGAAAGAAAGAGUAAAUUUUCCUGUUGCCCAAAGUCGAAAAAAGACGACGCCGGCAACACCAGCGACGAGAAUACAGUAAAACUGAAAUUGCCUCCGAGAUCGCAGUCACUUGACCAAGCAGCACCUGCAAGACCACCAAAGAGCGUGGAACUCUUACAACGUUUUUCACCAAAGAAGAUAUCAUCUUCUCCAUCCCCAGUGCCUGAACGAAGCGGGCAUCAGUCCCACGUGCCCGAAGAAUCCCCACCUCUGCUGCCACCACGCACAAUUGUAAACAACAUUCGCCCCAAUGCACAUGAGGAACGCGAAGGUGACCGAACUCUUAUGUCACCUAUGGUGAGUCCCUUGGCCCCAAAAAAACCCCCAUUGCCUCCAAUAGCUACGAGACCAACCCUAAGGAAGAGUCCUUUACCUACGAAUCACCAUGGUGCCAUUGACGUGAAAACAUCCGCGCAUCCUCUACCAAUACCACAUCAAAGCAGGAACUACCACCCCUCAUCCAACAAUUCCACCGUGCAUAGUCCUCUAGUAUUGUCAUCUCAAAGUUCAUUCACAUUAUCAAGUCAGCAUCUAAACCACCAGUAUUCGCCAACAAGCCGAGAACAGCGACCAGCACAGCCAUCGCCUUAUCCACUCUUGAAUUCCCCCCAAUCGAGUAGAAAAAAUAACAAUGGCAGCCCGCUAAGCCACAUGCAUACAACGCUAUCACGACCCAUUCCAACAACCGGUACUAAGCUGAUCAUAAAAAACGGUCAUGUAAUUGACGCCGAAGCAUUGCUGGCCAAGACAGAUGUUGCUAUGGCGGGGCUAUUAGUGAAGCUGGAUCAAGUAGCUGCCCAAUGUACGGCGGCCCAGGCCGCAGGUGGUGGGUCGAGCAUAGAUGAGGAGAAAUUCCAAAGAGCUCGCAACGAAUUAACAGAGCAAACAUUAGUCUUAGUAACCGCCUCAAAAUAUCUGGUCGUAGCUAUGUCAGACUCUACACUUUCGACGACAUUACCAGAACACUUAACCUCCUGUCUUACAGCAAUACGCAGAAUAACCGAAUUGACGCAGGACAUGACACGACAUACAUCUGCACCACUCCAAACAAGAAACAUUGUCCUGAAAGUGCACGAUGUCGAAUCAAGUUUCCGUGAACUGGUUGGUGUGCAAAUGGGCAAUGCAGGGCAAUUGGCACUGCAAGCGGAAUGCUUGGCCAAUGUCCUGGCAACUCUGCUGCGCAGUCUUAGGGUAUUCUCUCCUUAG